AUGUCGAAUUCCGUGAAAUUCACGAAAGCUGGGCCCUUGAGUGCCGGUCAGAAGGUCAGUCAUUCGCAUUCUCAUGGAGGAGGCGUCGAGCACACCCAUGAAGCCAUGGAGAGACCCGGUGAUUUUGUGUCGAGACCAAGAGCGCCGAAAAGGACCAACUUCCGAGAAAGAGCCUUCACCGUAGGCAUCGGGGGACCCGUUGGAUCUGGAAAAACGGCGCUCACCCUCCAACUUUGCCGUCUGCUCCGAGAUCAACUGCAGCUCUGUGUUGUGACAAACGACAUCUUCACGAGGGAAGAUUGGGAGUUUCUCGUAAAAAACGAGGCCCUCCCGGUCGAGAGGAUGCGCGCCGUCGAGACGGGCGGUUGUCCACACGCCGCCAUCAGGGAAGACUACUCGACGAAUAUGGAAGCCAUCAAGGAACUCACGCGGGAGUUCCAGCCAGAUAUGGUGAUCGUGGAGUCGGGUGGCGACAAUCUCGCCGCGAACUUCAGCACGGAGCUCGCGGACUUCAUCAUCUACUGCAUCGACGUCGCGGGUGGGGACAAAAUUCCUCGCAAGGGAGGUCCCGGGAUCACGGAGAGCGACUUGUUAGUCAUCAAUAAAACCGACCUUGCGGAAGCUGUCGGUGCGGAUCUCGGUGUUAUGUCGCGCGAAGCAGGCGUUAUGAGAUCUCAAGGCCCGACAUUGUUCACCCAAGCUAGACACAACAUCGGCAUAUCCGAAGUCGCGGAUCUCAUUGUGGAAUCUUUCAAGCAAAGUGUUGCUCCGUGA
Messenger RNA from Galendromus occidentalis (western predatory mite), 774 nucleotides. RefSeq names its product urease accessory protein UreG-like. The record is from RefSeq and is a predicted model, not a curated record. NCBI's taxonomy places the organism in Eukaryota, Metazoa, Arthropoda, Arachnida, Mesostigmata, Phytoseiidae. The coding region runs from base 1 to 774 and encodes 257 amino acids. The transcript has a single exon. Gene Ontology annotation, biological process: urea catabolic process. Gene Ontology annotation, molecular function: GTPase activity; nickel cation binding.